CAAUUAUGACGUCACGGAAGGCCUAAGCGAGCCUCUGAUGGCAUUGAGGCAGCGAAGGAACAGCAGUUCAUCGGGAUAGAAAGAGCAAAAAGGGUUAGAGUUCGUGCUGACAAUGUCACCAUGGCCAUGAUCAAGGCUGUCUCAGAAAGUAGCUCAAGCUGAGAAGGAGCCGGAACUCGCUGCGGUCGGGUACCUGUAGCUUAGCAACCAGUGGACGUCAGAAGUCCCGGGCCGCCGAGCUGGCACCUGCCUUGCCUGUGUAAAGAGGGAAAUAAAUCCAAGGGACAUGGCGGAAAUAACCAAACGCUUAAAUAAGAACACGCCGCUCUCUGCCUUAUCUGGCUUCAGUUUCAUUCCAGAGAGAAGAGACCCCAACGAGCUAACUUACUUCGGUAACCAGAAGAAGGAAGUAUCCAUGCUGCUUUAUGAUCAAGUUUUUAAAGUACAACAAGGGUAUGAUAAUAAGAUUCAUCGUGAUGAUAGAGAACACAGCUUUAGCCAAGGUCUUAAUGUAAAUGCUGAGGAAAAUGCUCGAAUAGUUCCAGUCUUGACAUCAUCAUACUAUGGUAAACGCCCACCGCUUGAACCACCAAAUCGAACAUUUGUCAGAAUUGCCCGUGUCCAAAAAGAAUUUUACAGAAGAAACGGCAUUGCCAAUUAUUUGGAGGAGGAUCAGCAAUGAGAAACGAGAAUAAAGUCAGACUGAUAUGGUCUCCAUUCCUCUGCAAUUUUAAUAUAUCCCUUUUUAAAUGUAUGUUUCGUUUUUUUUAUAAAAAGAAUUGAUUAAAAAUUGAAACUCA
This is a messenger RNA of Carcharodon carcharias (great white shark), 800 nucleotides long. RefSeq names its product chromosome 3 C5orf49 homolog (gene cfap90). The transcript has 3 exons. The record is from RefSeq and is a predicted model, not a curated record. Lineage: Eukaryota; Metazoa; Chordata; Chondrichthyes; Lamniformes; Lamnidae. Bases 287 to 682 code for a protein of 131 amino acids.